This is a messenger RNA of Antechinus flavipes (yellow-footed antechinus), 9948 nucleotides long. It is a transcript of the gene ATP8A2, whose product is annotated as ATPase phospholipid transporting 8A2. Gene Ontology annotation, cellular component: plasma membrane. Gene Ontology annotation, molecular function: ATP binding; ATP hydrolysis activity; ATPase-coupled intramembrane lipid carrier activity. Lineage: Eukaryota; Metazoa; Chordata; Mammalia; Dasyuromorphia; Dasyuridae. Gene Ontology annotation, biological process: phospholipid translocation; neuron development. The transcript has 37 exons. Bases 916 to 4362 code for a protein of 1148 amino acids. The record is from RefSeq and is a predicted model, not a curated record.
AGAUCCUUCUAUGUGCUGGGGACUGGGACAAGGGAACAAUGAAAAUAAAUUGAAGAAUUUUUUGUGACACGUGUCAGAAUGUUUAGAGAUUAUGUCUGAUUAGAGAUCCAUUAAGACCUAAUAUUGACCUGCUUUCUUACCUAAGUGGGGGUUGAGUUUACCCUCACACAAAUGUCAUUCUGAAACAAAAAUAAUUGUGUUAUGUAGGGACUAAGGAAGCAUCAUAAAGGGAGGGUCAGAUUUGUAUUGUAUCCAGAGAAGCAUAUGAAAUAUCCCAAAUCCGAUCGUGGGCUGGAUUGUUUCAGGUAGCCAAGCAAACUCACAAAGAGACUGUCCUUAGGACCUUGGGAUGGGAAAUCCUUCCCAGCGCGGGGGAUGUGGCAGCCGCCGCACACUUGUCAGAGAUCCUCUUUGCUCUACAGCUCCUUCCAUCAUCCAGUGGAGCUUAUUUGUAAGGUUGCUGAAGAUUGAUUUGUGUCAUCCUUCGCUUGCAAGCAAAAUCAUUUUGCAUCUCUCCAUCGAAAUCAAACCCCAUUCUCCUCCCCUCCCCCGUGUCUGCCUCUCAGAGACAAGUGGCUGCAUCCCUCAUCCUCCCUAAAUCCCGACGGGUGAGAAUCGGUCUUUUUCCUCCUUAUUACCAAAGAGGAUUCUGUGCUGCUGCUGUGACUUGGGGCUACCAGAGAACCCUCGGUGCUCAGCUGACUUCCCUUCCCUCAGUCCUGGCCUGGCCUUGGACUUGGCUCCUUCCCUGCACCAGACUGAAGCUCCCCGAAGCUCCCGCGGGCUGAGGGGCCUGCUGCCUGGCCCUCGGCUCCUACUCGGUGCGCUCUGCUCCAGCGCCCAAGCGCAGUGCUGUCGGGGAUCGGGGGAGGACCUGUUUAUACCACCUCGGGCUACAAGAAAGCGGAUGAUGAGAUGUCCGCUACCACAUCCACUGUGGACCCCGAGGAAGCACCCCUUCGCACCAUUUACUUCAACCAGCCCCAGCAAACCAAGUUCCACGACAACCGGGUCAGCACUGCAAAAUACAGUGUGGUGACAUUUCUACCUCGAUUCUUGUAUGAGCAGAUUAGAAGAGCUGCCAAUGCCUUCUUCCUCUUCAUUGCCUUAUUGCAGCAAAUUCCAGAUGUGUCUCCAACAGGCAGAUAUACUACCUUGGUGCCAUUCAUAUUUAUUCUAACAGUUGCAGGCAUCAAAGAGAUUAUAGAAGAUUAUAAACGUCAUAAAGCUGACAAUACAGUUAAUCGAAAGAAAACAGUAGUGUUAAGAAAUGGAAUGUGGCAGAACAUCAUUUGGAAAGAGGUAGCUGUUGGAGAUGUUGUGAAAGUCACCAAUGAGCAAUAUCUUCCAGCAGACUUAAUCCUUAUCUCUUCCAGUGAACCUCAGGCAAUGUGCUAUGUUGAAACAUCUAGUCUGGAUGGAGAAACUAAUCUCAAAAUUCGGCAGAGUUUGGCUCAGACAGCUAACCUAAAUUCAAGGGAGCAGUUGAUAAAAGUAUCUGGAAGAAUAGAAUGUGAAGGUCCCAACCGCCAUCUUUAUGACUUCUCUGGAAACUUGUAUUUAGACGGUAACAGUUCAGUUUCAAUUGGGCCUGACCAGAUCUUACUAAGAGGUGCCCAGCUUAGAAAUACUCAGUGGGUCUUUGGCAUAGUUGUAUACACUGGACACGACACCAAGCUCAUGCAGAAUUCAACUAAAGCACCUCUCAAGAGAUCCAAUGUUGAGAAAGUGACCAAUGUGCAAAUUCUGGUUUUGUUCUGCAUCCUACUGGUCAUGGCCCUGGUGAGUUCUGUGGGUUCAUUGCUAUGGCACCAAACCCAUGAAAGUGUGAGCUGGUACUUCAGCGAAAUAGAGGGAAUUUCCAACAAUUUUGGAUAUAAUUUGUUGACAUUUAUCAUCUUGUAUAACAAUCUCAUUCCAAUUAGUCUUCUGGUCACUCUUGAAGUUGUAAAAUUUAUUCAGGCCCUUUUUAUAAACUGGGACCUGGAUAUGUAUUAUAUGGAAAAUGACACCCCUGCGAUGGCCCGGACAUCAAACCUGAAUGAAGAGCUUGGACAGGUUAAAUAUCUAUUUUCUGAUAAAACAGGAACCCUUACAUGCAAUAUUAUGACCUUCAAGAAAUGUAGCAUUGCUGGAGUAACCUAUGGCCAUUUUCCAGAGCUGGAAAGAGAACGCUCCUCAGAAGACUUCAGUCAGUUGCCUCCUCCCACUAGUGAUUCAUGUAUAUUCGAUGACCCAAGAUUGUUACAGAACAUUGAAAAUGAUCAUCCCACUGCUGGAUGUAUACAAGAGUUCCUCACGUUGCUGGCUGUUUGUCAUACUGUUAUUCCAGAGAAAGCCGGAGAUACUAUCAACUACCAGGCCUCUUCUCCAGAUGAAGGAGCUUUAGUGAAAGGAGCAAAAAAACUUGGCUUUGUCUUUACCGGAAGAACUCCUAACUCAGUUAUCAUAGAAGCUUUGGGUCAAGAGGAAAUAUUUGAAGUUCUUAAUGUCCUGGAGUUUUCAAGUGACAGAAAAAGAAUGUCGGUAAUUGUUCGAACACCAGCCGGACAAAUUCGCCUUUAUUGCAAAGGAGCUGAUAAUGUGAUUUUUGAGAGACUGUCAGAGAAUUCGGAGUUCACAGAACAAACUUUGUGUCAUCUUGAAUAUUUUGCAACAGAAGGCUUGAGAACACUCUGUGUUGCCUAUGCGGAUCUAUCUGAGGAUGUCUACCAAGAAUGGUUGAGUGUUUAUCAGACAGCAUGUAGAAAUUUGAAAGAUAGACAUCGAAAGCUGGAAGAGUGCUACGAAAUCAUUGAAAAGGAUCUUUUACUUCUUGGAGCUACAGCCAUUGAGGAUCGUCUUCAGGCCGGCGUUCCAGAAACUAUAUCAACACUAAUUAAAGCAGAAAUUAAAAUAUGGAUCCUAACUGGAGAUAAGCAGGAAACCGCAAUUAACAUAGGUUAUGCCUGCAAACUGGUGUCACAAAACAUGUCUCUUAUUUUGGUGAAUGAACAUUCUUUGGAUGCAACAAGAGAUGCUCUUACUCAGCACUGCACUUGCCUUGGAAGUUCUCUGGGCAAAGAAAAUGACAUUGCCUUGAUCAUUGAUGGCCACACACUGAAGUAUGCCCUCUCGUUCGAAGUCAGGCAGAUCUUCCUGGAUUUGGCCCUUUCAUGUAAAGCAGUCAUCUGUUGCAGAGUGUCUCCUUUGCAGAAGUCUGAAGUUGUCGACAUGGUGAAGAAGCACGUGAAAGCCAUCACCCUGGCCAUAGGGGAUGGCGCCAACGACGUGGGGAUGAUCCAGACUGCUCACGUUGGUGUGGGGAUCAGUGGGAAUGAGGGCAUGCAGGCCACAAACUCCUCCGAUUACGCCAUCGCGCAGUUUGCCUAUUUGGAGAAGCUGCUGUUGGUGCAUGGAGCCUGGAGUUAUAAUCGAGUGACCAAAUGCAUCUUAUAUUGCUUCUACAAGAACGUGGUGCUUUAUAUUAUUGAGCUUUGGUUCGCCUUUGUUAAUGGAUUUUCUGGACAGAUUUUAUUUGAACGCUGGUGCAUCGGCUUGUACAAUGUGAUUUUCACUGCGUUACCACCCUUCACUCUGGGAAUCUUUGAGCGAGCUUGUACUCAGGAGAGCAUGCUCAGGUUUCCACAGCUCUACAGGAUUACCCAGAAUGCUGAGGGAUUUAACACAAAGGUUUUCUGGGGUCACUGCAUCAACGCCUUGAUCCACUCCAUCAUUCUCUUCUGGGGUCCAAUGAAAGUACUGGAGCAUGAUGCGGUAUUUGCAAGUGGUCGUGUUGUAGACUAUUUAUUUGUUGGAAACAUUGUUUAUACAUAUGUUGUUGUUACUGUUUGUCUGAAAGCUGGUUUGGAGACAAGAGCGUGGACCAAGUUCAGUCACCUGGCUGUUUGGGGAAGCAUAGCACUCUGGCUGGCAUUUUUUGGAGUCUACUCAACCUUCUGGCCCGUCAUCCCCCUCGCCCCAGACAUGGUUGGACAGGCAGGAAUGGUGUUAAAAUGUGGAUAUUUCUGGCUGGGUUUGCUUCUGGUGCCCGGGGCAUGCUUACUUAAAGAUUUGGCAUGGACAGCGGCCAAGCAUACCUACAAUAAAACUUUGCUGGAGCAGGUUCAGGAGUUGGAAACUAAGUCCAGAGAACUGGGGAAAACUAUGCUUCGUGAUAGUAAUGGAAAGAGCUUGAAUGAGCGAGAUCACUUGUUAAAGAGACUGGGCAGAAAAACGCCUCCGACUCUCUUCCGUUCUAAUUCUAUCCAGCAAGGUGUAUCACAUGGGUACGCCUUUUCCCAGGAAGAGCACGGAGUGGUCUCCCAGUCCGAAGUGGUCCGCUCCUACGACACCACCAAACAGAGAGCCAGCGUGCAGUAGGACGCUGCCCUCCCUGAGGGGUACCGCGAAUUGAUGACGUUUGAUGGCGUCCAGCAUACUUAACCGAGGCCGGCAGCAAACAUCAGAAAGAGAAUUCAUUUCUGUGGCCUUAGCCAACAAGUUUGCUAAUUAUGUCUCCCCUCUGCUAGCCCUGAGUACAUAUGGUGGGGAAAUUAUUGUUUCAAUUUGUCUGCAAUGCUCUGCCUAACUUUUGUUGAUGUUGUUAUGAAGCAUUCGACUGUGCUCUGUGAGGUGUGAAAUUAAAAACAUUAUGUUUCACCAAUAUUUAAACAUCGGUACAAGUUGUUCUGGGAGAAAGGUAAAAGAAUUUUAUGUUCCGUGAGAAACCUAUCUUGCUUUAAUUGGAAUGGGGGCAUGGAAACUUCCUGUUUUGUUAACUUGCAGAUGAAGUGCGCCAGCAGCAUGUAAACCUUACUCCAGGCUGGUUGUUCCCCUCGCUUUGAUUUAAAUUUUGUUUGUAUGAAGUUGACAUAAACUUCUUGAUUGCAACAAAAUCACAAAUAUGUAACGGGAUGACAAGUCUGAGAAUAUUUAUCUUACCCUUUUUAGCCUCUUCCCCAGCACUGCUAACACACGGGGGUCCCGAUAACGUAUUCUGCAGCCAAGCUGCGCCCCUUCUACAGGGUUUUCCUCCCCUCUGCACAGACAGUAUUUCUGUCCUUCUGAUCCCCUGCAUGGCGGGCCAGGUGUGCCAGAGGCCUGGUAACCCAAUGCUGCAGCCCUCCCGGCCAUGUGACCCUCCGGCUUCUGGCCCACAAAUUCAACGGGACCCUAACCCGGAUGUGAGAAAUACCUUUCUCGCCCCCACUGUCCCGACCCUCCCAUCAUAGAAGGGAACAGGACUGUCCCCGUAUACUCUACGCAUUAAUCCUGUCCUAAAAAGGCAGUCUCACCUGGCAGCUGAGCCCAUGGGAGAAGCACCCUUCCUACCUGUCCAGCUGACGGCCUCCCAAUCCCAGCCAGCAGGCGGGGGCCCUUGCAGCCCCUGCCGCUGGAGUCCACCCCAAGCAGCCGGGAUUUCAGAAUCCAUCUUGUAUAUUCACCUGCCACACUCACGAUGCCUUGUUUAUUUUUUCCUGCAAAGGACAAAGAGUUAGCAAUCCCAGCCUGAACUUUUGCAGUGGAGGGGCUCAUGGAAUGCCCUUCUCCAUCGAAGGGGAAGGGGUAAAAGGAACAAAAAGGGAAACAGAAAGAAAGACUGCCAGGGAUGGAAUGGUGGAACGGAGAGGUCAGGGAUCAAAGGGGUGAAGGGAAGGGAGCCAUGAAGAGCUAAUCUCCUUCAGAAAAAUCCAGUCCAGAAGAAUCUUUCCCCACAUGCCAAGGAGACUGAUGUGCUCUUUCAGUCCAUAGCAUAAUGCAGGACAGCUCUUGGAAGCUGACCACUUGGUACUCACGGUGACUAAGAUAAUGACGACAAAAAGAUGCUGUUGUUUCAUAUACCUGUAGCAAACAGCCAGUGUAUUUGUGUGUUGGUAGAAGACAGGGCAUGGGGAAGAAAAGAAAACCGGGGCAGAUUUGCAUAGUUCUAGAAUCUUAAGUAUUCUUUCAUUGAGGAAUUAAUCCUGCUUGGAAAGGAUAGAAUAAGAAAUAAUGCUCUCUUUCUGGCUUUUUUUCAGUCUUACCAAAUCAAAUCCAUUAACCUCUCUCUCUCUCUCUUUUUUUUUUACCCAACAACUACACAUUACCUGCACUGAGAUUUAAAUAUAUUUUCCACUUUAAAAAAUGAACCAUUCUCAAUAAAGACUAAGGAAAUCUAUAGAACAGGAAAGAGUGGAGGGAGAAGACACCUCCUGUUCCCUCAGUCCAAUGAGCCAAAUGAAUGAUCCCAGUUUCUAGGAGGAGCAGAUGUCAUCUGAUGUGAUUUACUUAGCCAGUGCAGACUUGGAGGCUGGUCAUUUUUCCCUAUCUCUAAAUGGAGGUCAGAAUGUCAUGCACAAAACCUCCCCAGAGGGAAGCAGUAGAUUGGGCUAAGAGGCCUGUGCUGGAUGUUGUCUCAGUAGAAAUCCCACAUGGGAGCUGUCCCUGGGCCAUCCAGUGUGUGACAUGGGGGCCGGCAGGUCAAACUUUAUCCGGACUGUAGGGUUCUAAUCUGGAUCAGGUUUAAUCCUACAAAACCCACCCUGGGUCAAGACCCAGCAUUCUUGUUCUCUGGAACCAUUACAAACCUUAAUCUAUUGGGCUACACAACUGACUUGAGAGUUGGUGGGCGUGAAUAAUGAGUUAGCAUGUUCUGGACCUUCUGGGCAAAAAGAAAGGACAGAUCACUCUGUGUAAACUGAAUUCUGGGUUCAUUUGCGGAGAUGUUCAUGCUAGCAAAGACGGCCUUUGAAAGUAGCCAGGAAAAGGUGAUUGACUGGGCAGAGUGGUGGAGCAGAACAAACUGAAGCUUUCUGCUUGGCAAUCUGGAUUAACACUUUAGAUCUGAUCAAAAAGGACUUGAUCUUUUCAGCCCCAAGUCCUGGCCAAUAUGCUGGAACUAAGUCCUGGGGAGCCAUUGAGGCACCUACCCCAUUCUCUUCAGUUUAAGAUGCUCAGGGUUUCCUUCCCGUUCCCCUCUUCAUUCUCAUCCCUCUCAGCAAAGAAAGCACUCAAAAGUUUUGGUUAGAAAUCAAGGUACCAUGCCAUAUCUGCACGUUGUGGAUAGAAGAUACUGUUUCUUUAACACCUUUAGAGUAAUAUUUUUAAAAGUGAACCAAGGUUUUAGCAGAGCACUGCUGAGAAGUCUGUUGACGUUUUCUUUUCCUUGACAAGGCUUCAGGUCUUGCUGUAGGGAGCUGGCAGUGGAAAUCGGUAAUAACUUGUCAAGGAGAAAUAGUGGGAAAAAAUCAGAGUGUUAGUUGCUAAUGUUGAGAAAUGUGUUGGAUAUAUCUGUUGUGGACACAAACUUGACUUUUUCAGGCAACUAAAAUCUCCAUUUAUUACAACAAUGACCCCUUAAUUUGCUUUUGAAACCAUGAUGAAGAAAGAGUCUUCAUCCCGAUUUUCUAGAAUCUGAAGUUUUCAGAUCUUAGCCCCUAAGUCUGCCCGGAAUCCCCUCACACAGUCUUGUUCCAUGGGAUCUAUUCCUUGUUUUGAAAACAACUGCAGACAUUUCAGCUAAGGUUUGAAUUAUGGUUCACGGUCAGAGUCCUCAAGUAAUUCAAGGAGUGAUUUAACCUCAGCAUUUGUAAGGAAUCCUUCAUCUCUCUCCUGAGAUCCAUAGAAAAAUACAAAAAGAGAAUUUGGAAACUGGGUGAAGUCUGACAUGCUAACAUAUCAGAGAAAUGAGUUAAUCAGGUCUCCCAUCAUAAUCAUUAAGGGGCAGAGAAUACUUCAUGCAAAUGAACAGAGGAGAAGUGGGAGUAGGGGGCAUACAGAGCUCCUAAACCAGGGACUAAAAAAGAGUGAAAAUCUGGGAAUUUUCCAAUGGAUUUUUAGUGCUUGGCCAACACUGGCCUAAGGCAGACAUUCAUCUAAGUGAUGUAGCCUUGGGGAAGAGGAUUUAAUCUCAUUCCAUCCAAAAUAACUGGUUAUUUUUCUGUCCUAAAGGGAUAGGAGGAAGACAUCUAUGAAGUAGGAGCCUGAGGACAAUCCUAAGGGUUCCCCAUGUUGCCAAAGAUUUAAGUUUUAUGAAAGAGGAGAGGGAGAGGCUCUAUAGGACUUGUCCAGAUUCAAGACCAAAACUUUAAUGGUCCCAUUCCUCUAUUUAUUUCCCUAUUCCUCUACUAAAAAUCCAAGGUUUACAAAAGAAACAUGGCCCUGGUUUCCCUUCAGAGAUUUGGACAGGCUCAAAUUGGGUUCUCUGGCUCAGCUUCUUCUAUAAUGGAGGAAACUUUGGGGCUUUGCAAACAUGACUGAUGAUUUAUCCUCUUUGCAUGUUUUUCCCUGGGGUCCAGAAUGAGCCAGCUUCACAUACACACAUUUUUUUUUCUCCUAAUCUUAGAUGAACUCACUCUAAAUCAGCAACUCAAAGUAUAGGAUGCUUAAUUAGCAUUUGAUUUGGGAAUCAAAGAGGCAAUCUGAGAAACAAGAAAAGCUACUGGAAAAAAGUAAGAACAACUGGCCAGAACAUUAAGUCCUAACCAAGACUGGAAAAGAGGAGAUCUAACUUGUAAUUACAGUUAAUAAUUAGAAUUAAAUAAUUAUCUACAAACAAUACCUAUGGAAGUGAUAUAUCCCCUUUAAGCACUGUCAGAAAGGAAGGAGGCUAAAUACAAGCCACCAAAGAACCUUAUUCUCACAAGCAGACUCCUUGCCCUGGUUACCUGUGAGAUAUCUACUCCUGCAUUUCUACCAUAAACUUCAAACUAAGAUCACAUGUAUUCCAAACAAUUACCGGAAGGCAUUUCUUCUGGGCCAGUGAAGGAAGGGAUGUGAGCUUACUAAAAAGGUUAACAAAUAAAUACUUCAGGCAUUCACACCAUGUAGUUAGUGUAGGGUUAUUGUGACUGAGGGAAAAGAAAAAAGAAAUUUGAACUUGAGGUUAAUCUCCAACUAGUCAUUCCCAGAAAAACAUGAGAGUCAAGCCAAGAUCACUUUGAUUAGUGACCCUUUGAGGUAAUUUUCCCAAAGUGGAAGAGAGGAAAAGGAAACUGGACAGAAACCUCAGGAAUAGAAUAAGGUAAACCCAUUUAGAAGGUGAGCUGGUCAAGUUGGAGAGAGAUGGAAUGUCUUACUGUGCAAUUCCAUUGUCAUUGGGCAGAAAUAGAAAAAAAAAAAUCUAUCCCACUUCAUAAAAGCAAUCCAAGCUUUGUAAGCCGCAAGUGUUGGGAAUAAGCAGAUUUUCUCUUAUCAGGAAGUUAGUGCAAAUACUAAACCUCAUUCUCUCCCUUUCAUACUUUGUCGGCAAUGGAUGCUUCAUAAAAAUAAAAAAUAAAAAAAAUCCCAUCAAACCCACAAUGCCCAGAGUUCAUGCUGGCUGGCCCCUUUCUAAACAUGGCAGCCCAGCAAAUAAAAAAGCCAGUGUAGGGACACAAAGAUGGUCUUCACACUCAGGGCUGGAAGACCCAGGGGAACAGUCCGGUCAGUGCGCUGAUUAGCCUAUCACGGUCCUGGGCAUUUCACUAGAGUGUGGCCCAUUGUUGCUGGAGGUCAAAUAUUCUGCCGUCUGAAUGACAGAAUCAUCAUUGUGUCUCUUUCAUCAGCAAGUUAAGUCACGUGCUCCCUUGUCUGUCAUAUCUGUGCUUGGAUUGCUUAAAUAUUGUUUUAGAUGGGGAGGUUUUAAUCUGGUUAUGCAGAGUGAAGCAGUGCUGUAGGGGAAUGUUUAAUUGGCUCCCAGCAGAGCGGCGGGAGCUUCGGUGGUGGAUGAGGUUUUCUCCCUUUCCCUCCCCCUAGAAGUGUUGCCAUUUUCACGUCCUAUUAAUGUCCUCUGGUAGUUAAAUUACAGGAGCACAUUACAGUGGAGUUGGGUUCCCUCCUGGAGUGAAUACAAAUGAAGGUCAUUUACUUGCGUUUUUUUUUUCCGUUUUGUUUUGUUUUCUUUUUUAGAGGGUUCGGAGAAUUUAGUGAUUUGUAGCUUUGAUCAAUCCUGUUGACUGGUGUAUGUCUGCACAAACCUGUUUCAAAUAAACCUUUUGUUAAAGUAAA